Messenger RNA from Penicillium arizonense, 1278 nucleotides. RefSeq lists its product as uncharacterized. Gene Ontology annotation, cellular component: membrane. The record is from RefSeq and is a predicted model, not a curated record. The coding region runs from base 1 to 1278 and encodes 425 amino acids. Lineage: Eukaryota; Fungi; Ascomycota; Eurotiomycetes; Eurotiales; Aspergillaceae. Gene Ontology annotation, molecular function: transmembrane transporter activity. Gene Ontology annotation, biological process: transmembrane transport. The transcript has 5 exons.
AUGGACUCUGCCGACUUUGAGAGUCAACUGAAGGACGUCUCCUCUCAUGAGAUUGAGAAUGUGAAUACCACCGAGGGUGUCUCGUUUACCACCGAAGAGGAAAGGGCUUUGGUGAGAAAGAUCGACCUUACCCUCCUGCCCACUAUCUGGGUCAUGUACCUCCUUUCCUACCUGGACAGAACAAAUAUCGGCAAUGCAAAGAUUUCUGGCAUGGAACUGGAUCUCAACUUGACAUCCAACCAAUACUCGAUUGCCCUGGUUGUUUUCUUCGUCGGAUAUGUGGUUUUCGAGGUGCCUAGCAAUCUUGCUCUGGGCAAAUCCCGACCAUCCAUUUUUCUCCCAUCAAUCAUGAUUCUCUGGGGUACAUUGACUUGCGUGAUGGCUGUUGUCAAAAGCUUCACCCAUCUGGUAGUUCUUCGAGUUAUACUUGGAUGUGUCGAGGCCGGCUUUGCCCCUGGUGUGAUACUUCUCCUGUCAUCAUGGUACAAGCAAACCGAGCAGUCGAAGAGGUUCGGUGUUUUUAUAUCGGCGGCCGUUCUAUCGGGCGCCUUUGGUGGCCUGAUUGCUGCCGGUAUUGUCGAUGGCCUUGAGGGUGUUCAUGGUAUUCGUGGUUGGCGAUGGCUGUUUAUUAUUGAAGGCGCUGCCACUAUCGGUUUCGCUAUCAUUUCCCUCUUUAUUCUUCCUGAUUUCCCCGCGACCUCACGACGUCUCUCCGAGCGCGAAAAGAAGAUCGCUGUCGCACGCCUUGCUCUUGAUAAUGUCACCGCUACCACCCAUGAUAGCGAGCAUCUAAGUAGCUUGGGUGCUUGUAGGGUGGCUUGCCAAGACCGUCGAACCUGGGCGUUCGUGAUUGGAUAUAUGGUCAUCGUCGGUUCGAGCACCCUCACUUACUUCUACCCUACCCUUGUAGAAGGACUCUUCGGAAGCGCAUCCACUAAAAAGAUUAACUUAUUGACUGUGCCAAUUUAUGGCGUGGCAUUCAUCGCCACCGGUGUCACAUCCUACUAUAGUGACCAAGUGCCAAAUUGGCGUGGCCUCAUUAUUGCCAGCUGGCUGACGUUUGCCCUGAUAUGUUCGAUUGUUGUCUGUACUGUGUAUAACUUCACGGCUCGGUACGUUCUCCUGAUUCUCAUGGCAUCCGGCCUUUGGGCCACUAAUGGAGGUACACUGGCCUAUGCCUCUUCUGCCUUUGCUGGGAUGCACCCCCAGGCCCGAGGUGUUGCUUUGGCUAUGGUGAAUGCGCUGGGUAAUUUAGCACAGAUCUACGGAUCACCCUAA